Protopterus annectens (West African lungfish) is the source of this 1485-nucleotide messenger RNA. It is a transcript of the gene TADA1, whose product is annotated as transcriptional adaptor 1. Gene Ontology annotation, molecular function: transcription coactivator activity. Lineage: Eukaryota; Metazoa; Chordata; Ceratodontiformes; Protopteridae. Gene Ontology annotation, cellular component: SAGA complex. Gene Ontology annotation, biological process: regulation of transcription by RNA polymerase II. The record is from RefSeq and is a predicted model, not a curated record. Bases 44 to 1051 code for a protein of 335 amino acids. The transcript has 8 exons.
GCAUUGUGCUGCCGCAUUGCAAACUGGGAAUGUUAGGGGCAUCAUGUCUGCUUAUACGAACGAGUUAGAAGCUGCGAAGAAAAAUCUAACUGAGGCUCUCGGAGAGAAUGUGAAACAGUACUGGGCAAACUUAAAACUCUGGUUUAAACAGAAAAUCAGCAAAGAAGAGUUUGAUUUAGAAGCGAGAAGACUUCUUACGCAAGAUAAUGUGCAUUCACAUAAUGAUUUUCUACUGGCUAUCCUUACUCGAUGUCAGCUGAUGGUAUCCGCUCCAGAUUGCACAGGCUCACUGCCGUGGAAUGCUAGCUCUGCUGCAAAACCUGGAAAAUCCAAAGGCAAGAAGAAGUUUUCUUCUGUUAGACAGAAAUUUGACCACCGAUUUCAAGCUGUUAAUCCCCUGUCAGGAGCACAGCAGUUUACUGCCAAAGAUUCCCAGGAAGACGAUGAUCUCAAGUUAUGUUCUUAUACCAUGACGCUGCCCACCCGUGGACAGCUGGAAGGGAGAAUGAUAGUUAGUGCAUUUGAACAUGGCUUGGAUAAUGUGUCAGAGGAGGCCGUCUCUGUUCUGGUGCACGCACUGGAGUAUCAUCUUAAGGAUAUUCUCACAGCAGUAGUCUCCAGAAGAAAGGCAUAUCGUUUAAAGGAUGGCCAUUUCAAGUAUGCGUUCGGAAGCAACAUUAAUCCUCAGCCCUACCUAAAGAACAGCCUUGCAGCAUACAACCAUCUAAUGGAAAGCUCGCCAUCUUGUCCUGUUCCUCCUGUGAGUCAGGCAUUGGGUACCCACCUGUUGCCAGAUGAUGCCGAACAACAGGCAGCCAUGCUGCUGGCAUGUUCCGGAGACACCCUGCCAGCUUCCCUACCUCCUAUCAACAUGUACGACUUCCUUGAGGCAUUAAAGGUGCACAGAGAAGUAAUCCCAGCACAUACAAUUUAUGCUUUGAAUAUCGAGCGUAUCAUGCUAAGGCUUUGGCACCCCAGUCACGAGGAGCUGGAACAGGACCAGAUCCAUCGUCAGCGCCUGGCUGCUAAAGAAGGACUUGUAAUUUGCUAGGAAUUAUAUCUUUUGUAAGUGCUGCCCACCCUGUGUUGCCAUUGGGUGCCUGCACAUAUCUUAUGCUUCAAGACCUGCUUGACUUAACGUCAUCGCUUUCAUGGAGCAGUUGAUUUCUGUUAGCAUUUUCCUAUGGAAAUUCGGUUGUAAUAUUUGGAAGACCAGAAGUAGACUUAAAAGUGAUGUGACAUGUACAUCAGUAUUUGAUUAGGAAGGGAUGUUAUGAUUUACUUAACAGUUAUCUGCGGAGCACUGUUCUGUUAUUCUUGGCGAGUAAGCCACAAUGGGACAUUUGGUGCCAUAAAUUUAAGUGACAGAAAAACGCAUCUUUAUACAUACUGUGUAUAAAUUUGAUUACAUGGUUAAGCACUUACUUGGCAGUAUUCUUUCAGUUUGGAGUCCAACUUCCCAAUAAAGAACCUUUUCAUAUACCA